This is a messenger RNA of Ictalurus punctatus (channel catfish), 2800 nucleotides long. It is a transcript of the gene sh3kbp1, whose product is annotated as SH3-domain kinase binding protein 1. The transcript has 18 exons. Gene Ontology annotation, molecular function: protein binding. Lineage: Eukaryota; Metazoa; Chordata; Actinopteri; Siluriformes; Ictaluridae. The record is from RefSeq and is a predicted model, not a curated record. The coding region runs from base 359 to 2215 and encodes 618 amino acids.
UGUGUGUGUGUGUGUGUAACGGAGCAGCAGCCACAUCACACAGCGCUUCUCCGCUGCAUUCUCGCAGCUCUCCUUUCAUCUCAGCGCGGGGAAGUAACGGAGCGCGAGCCCGACGAGGGGACAUUAUGUCUCACCUCUGAGUCUUUUACUGCAACAUUAUUUUCUUCUCUUUCUCUUCUUCAUCGUCAUCUUUUUCUCCUUCUCUCCACCAUCUGCGGCUUGGAGCUGCUUCAACUCCACUGAGCUGGAGAUUUAUUAUUAUUAUUUGAAACUUUAUUUAUUAUUUAAAUUUUGUUUUGUUUAAAUUCUCACGCCCUCGGUCUCCGGGAGGAUCACGAGGCGGAAAAAAAGUUUAUAAAUGGUGGAGGCCAUAGUGGAGUUUGACUACCAGGCCCAGCAAGAUGACGAGUUGACCAUCGCCAUCGGUGACAUCAUCAGCAACAUCAGGAAGGAUGAGGGGGGCUGGUGGGAGGGCGAGGUGGACGGCCGGAGGGGCCUCUUUCCAGACAACUUCGUCAGGGAGAUGAAAACGGAGGUGAAAACGGAGGUGAAGAAGGAGCUCAGCUCCACCUCCCAAGCAGCCAAAUCGGAUCUGUCCAACGGCAGUGCCAGUCCCGGAUCAGAAUCCAGCCUCAGACCAGCUAAGAAAGGAGAGGCCAUACGUAAGAGACGCUGCAAAGCUGCCUUUAGUUACAUCCCGCAGAAUGAAGACGAGCUGGAGCUCAAGAUCGGAGACAUCAUCGAGGUCCUGGGAGAGGUGGAGGAGGGCUGGUGGGAAGGAUGUCUCAAUGGCAAGACCGGGAUGUUCCCCUGCAACUUCACUAAAGAGCUGCCGGCCGACGUGGAGGAUCUGGCAACCCCACCUGAGGACACACGCAGCACACGGACCAGUGUGAAGGACAGCACUGGCUCGGAGAGUGACGGAGGAGACAGUAGCAGUGUGCGUUCAGACGCAGGCAGUGCCGCCUCCAGCAGCGAGAUUCAGCCCAAGAAGGUGCGCGGCUUCGGAUUCGGCGACAUCUUCAAAGAUCAGCCCAUUAAGCUCCGCCCACGAUCCAUGGACGUGGACAACGAACUAGAGAAGCUGACAGCGAAGAAAUCAGCACCGUGUGUUCCUCAGGAAACCAUGAAGACAGAACCUGAAAACAAGACCAAAGUGAAGGAGUUCUGUAAGGUGUUAUUCCCGUACGACGCCCAGAACGAGGAUGAGCUGUCAAUCAAGGAGGGAGAGAUCGUUACCAUCAUCAGUAAGGAUUGUGCUGAUGCAGGCUGGUGGCUCGGGGAGAUGAACGGUAAACAGGGUGUGUUUCCCGACAACUUUGUGAAGCUCUUUGUUCCCGAGGUGGAGAAAGAGAGGCCUAAGAAACCGCCUCCUCCUGCAGCACCUACUAAACACAUCACAGACAAAAAGCCAGAGGUUAAAAAGGUUCCUCCCGAACGGCCCGAGUCUCUUCCACAGCGAGCCGAGGAGAAAGGUGAUGAAAUCAAGUUGGUCGAGAUCCAGAAGCCAGUGCUUCCUGUCUUUCCACCGAAGAAGCCUUUACCCCCGAAGAGCAACAACUCCCUGAACCGACCCGCGUCCCUGCCCCCGAAGCGACCCGAGCGACCAGAGAGACCGGCCGGGCCCAGCACACAGUGUGACGGUUCUGUUGUAGCUUCAGAUCGGAUGUCCUCUGACAAAUCGGCUGAAAUCGACGACUUCGACUCCAUCGUUUCCUCCACAGAGAAGCUGAGCCACCCCACUGCCUCCAGACCUCGAGUCACAGACCGCCGACCUCGCUCUCAGAUCUUCACACCUUCCUCUCUCUCCGGCACUGACCUCCUGGACUUGCAGUCUCCGGAGGACGAGCAGAGAGAGAGAGAGAAAGGGAAGGACGAGCCGGACUCAUUACCUCCCAGAUCUCUAGACAGCACCAGGAAGAUGCCCAAGGCACUUCCCAUCAUCAUAGCUCCUGAGAAAGCCUCCAAACCCACACCGCCCGCUGCCCUCAGGCCUCACUCACCAAGUGAGGCCAAGAUGAAGAGCGAGCAGGGUUCCAACAUGCUGGAGGAGCUCAGAACUCAGCUACGAGAGCUGAGGGCCACCGUGGAGCUGAUGAAGAGCCAGCACAAACAAGAGAUGAAACAGCUUGUGAGUGAACUCGACGAGGAGAAAAAGAUGCGCUUAUCCCUGCAGAUGGAUGUUGAGAACAUUAAGAAGGCUCUGUCCAAAUGAACACGCGUGAUUCGGAAGUGGUUGAGGUCGGAAGGCAGAAACACGGAAAGCCUGGCAAACGGAUUUGUGCCAAAAGAGAAAAAGAACAAAAAAAAACCCCCACGUGAGAACAACAGCAUAGAGAAAACAAACGAACGCAUCCCUCACUUCCAGAUUCUUAUUAUUUUAUUAUUUUAUUAUUUUCCAUGGUGUUGAGAAGGAACCCGUCUUCUCCUGGUACUGCGUUCCAUCGAGCGACUCGACUCUUUAAGCGGCGUGACGGAGAACCCUGCGCUGCGUUUGCCUUCAGUACGGUUCACUUUAGGUUCUUUUCUUUGCCUUUAACUUCGUGGCCUUUAUUUUAUUUUCCUGCUCGUUAUCCGUGCGCUGUCGCUCGCCCCUCGCCCACGCUGAGGCCUUUUCUAUUCUUAAUAAAAUCAUGUCUUUUCUUUCUGUCUUUCGUCAGCGAUAAGGAGAAAAUGCACAUUUUGUUUUCUUGAUGCUGUUUCUUCUUUUGAGAAAGUCUUAUAUAAACUUUUAUAUUUUAAUGUACGGAAAAUGCAUCUAUGUGUGCAAAUUUUAUUAAAAAAGACUAUUCCAAAAUAA